AGUAUAUAAGAGGCCAUGGCACGAGGAGACGUCAGACUCAAGCCCCUCACUCUCCUGGAAACCAUCCCAGAACCUCCACUCUCUGACACCAUGGUCAACUCCUGUUGUGGCUCCGUCUGCUCUGAGCAGGGCUGUGGCCAGGAGACUUGUUGCCGCCCCAGCUGCUGCCAGACCACCUGCUGCAGGACCACCUGCUGUCGCCCCAGCUGCUGUGGCUCCAGCUGCUGCCAGCCUUGCUGCCGCCCCACCUGCUGCCAGACCACCUGCUGCAGGACCACUUGCUGCCGCCCCAGCUGCUGUGGUUCCAGCUGCUGUGGUUCCAGCUGCUGCCGCCCCAGCUGCUGCAUCUCUAGCUGCUGCCGCCCCUGCUGUGGGGGUUCCAGCUGCUGUGGCUCCAGCUGCUGCCAGCCUUGCUGCCGCCCCACCUGCUGCCAGACCACCUGCUGCCGGACCACCUGCUGCCGCCCCAGCUGCUGUGUGUCCAGCUGCUGCCGCCCCUGCUGUGGGGGCUCCAGCGGCUGUGGCUCGAAUUGCUGUGGCUCCAGCUGCUGCCAGCCUUGCUGCCGCCCCACCUGCUGCCAGACCACCUGCUGCCGGACCACCUGCUGCCCUCCCACCUGCUGUGUGUCCAGCUGCUGCCGCCCCAGCUGUUGCUAGACCCCCUGCCACCACCCACCCACCUGCUCUAGUGGCUCUUGCUGCUGCUGAGUGCCCUGACCUGCACCCUGCUGUUUUCAUCAGCCAAUCUCCUUCAUGUCGCAGUCCAACUGGGAGCUGAAUCAUGUGAGGCCAACUGUAAAACCUCAGUUCCCAGUGAUUUUUCAACCGCUUGGCCUUGGAAUGUACCACCCCACUGCCCAAUUCCCUCCCACCUGUUUCUUAUGAUGUCCAUCCCAAUUCAGUACAAAGGGUGUAUUUUCCCUGAUAUACGAUAACAUAUCAUCCUAACUGAUGUAUCUGUUACUGUCAGAUGUUGUCUAUGGAGAUGUUUCUAUAUAGCAAAUAAAUCUUAACUUUCCAGGCAUUAAAUAUAAAGAA
Messenger RNA from Leopardus geoffroyi (Geoffroy's cat), 1038 nucleotides. Its product is annotated as keratin-associated protein 4-2-like. The transcript has a single exon. NCBI's taxonomy places the organism in Eukaryota, Metazoa, Chordata, Mammalia, Carnivora, Felidae. Bases 16 to 657 code for a protein of 213 amino acids. Gene Ontology annotation, cellular component: keratin filament. The record is from RefSeq and is a predicted model, not a curated record.